AUGAGCCCUCACCUUCAAGCUGUCGUCAGCGCGAACUUAGGAUUCAGCUUAGAUGUGGCUCAUCAAGUCUUGCAGCUGCUUCUUGAGCUUUGCGCGUCUCUCUUCUGAGCACCCUCAUGGCGGCACAGUUCUGCCCAACAUGUGCAAACCUGCUGAUGGUGGAAAUUGGCCGCAGCUCAAACUCUGCCUUCCGAUGCCGGACGUGCCCCUACAUUUACCAGAUCCGGGAGAAGCUGACCUCGAAGCAGAUGAUCGCGCGGAAGGAAGUAGAUGAUGUCUUGGGCGGCAGUGAGGCAUGGAAAGAUGUCGAGCAAUGUGACGCCCACUGUCCAAAAUGCACCCACUCCAGGGCGUAUUUCAAGCAGAUGCAGACGCGCUCUGCUGAUGAACCCAUGACGACCUUCUACAGGUGCACCCAAUGUGCGCAUAAUUGGAAGGAAGACUAA
This is a messenger RNA of Effrenium voratum, 446 nucleotides long. Lineage: Eukaryota; Dinophyceae; Suessiales; Symbiodiniaceae. The record is from the annotation of a GenBank genome assembly.